AUGUGGAUGGCCUUCUGGGAAUAUCAUAAUACAUGGGAGCGCUAUCAUGGUCCAGUUGAAAGGCCCAGUUAUGCCAAUCUGUUGCUCCACACCAUGAGUUUGCCAGCUCUCAUUUCUGGCUUCAGUGAUGAAGAUGCAAUGCUACCAAUGAGCCAUGAGCACAUCCAACAACUUCACAGCAGACUCGUGGACAAAGAUGAUUGGAACUGGAAGAUGCCCAAAGUCCUCUUGAAUCGAAUAACGGAUUCAGAAAGCAGAUUGGUUGGAGCCAUGUUUGGUGCUACCAAGAACGGCUGGAAUGCAUUGAUAGAAAAGCAUCUAAAGAAUGAAUCCUUUGUUCUAGUGCACCAAAACAAGUCUGUCAGGGUUGUUUCGGCUGAUCAAUGGGGAGAAGACUUUGGCAUCGGACACAACAUUGGCCGCAUCGUUUGGGUUCUAAAUAAAAAACUCAACAAGCCACAGGCUGUUCAGAAAACUGUCAAGAUAAUUAGGACAAGGGCAAAAUCUCAGAAGGCUGCCCGCCGUCUCAUUGAUGAGUUGGUUGCGGAGCACCGGGAGGCGAUUGGCUUGGACAUACUGCGUAGGCUUGGCUUUUCCCUUGAUGGUGAUGGCUGGUUCAAGGAUCCAGAAAAAGGAUUGACGGCACUUCUGAAAGCUGCGGCUCAUCUUGCGAACAAGCAGAAAGACUACAAGACCCCUCGUCAUGGAUUCAACAGCCUUGUCGAAUGGUACAACAAAAUCCCCGUCAGUAACCAGUACCGACUUAAAACCUUUUCCUUCAUCCAAGAUCUUGUGAUGCCAGAGACCACAGCGGAAGCUCAGGUUCGCCAGAAUGAGGAGCAAGCAGCUGCGAGGAAGGCAGAGAGGACCAGGAAGAGAGCAGCAAAGGAGGCAGCAGCAAAGGCAAAACAGGUCGCACAGGCAGCGCAACCUGGAAAACGCAAGCGUGCUGAUCAUGACAACAUGUCUGAGUCAGAAGAAGAGGAGUUUGAUGUGACUGCAAUCAAUGACUCUGAUGGUGAAGAUGCCACAGCCAAUGCAGCAACCACAACCACCACGGUACGAGCCACUGUUGUCACUCCUGCAGCUGGGUCCAUGGCAAAGUCCGCAAUGGCCACAGCUCCAGCCGCAGCUCCAGCCGCAGCUCCAGCCGCAGCUCCAGCCGCAGCUCCAGCCGCAGCUCCAACUGCAGCUCCAGCCACCACUGCUACGGCAGCUCCAGCCACCACUGCCACCACUGCCAGAGUCACCCCGGGCAAACCACAACCAAAGACCCAUGUGGACUUUGCCAACAUCGACAUUGUUGAUCUCACUGCUGCAGAAGAGAAGAUUACUGCUUCUACCAAAAAGCAUGCAGAUGCCAUCUGCAAACGAUCUCCCUUUGCAGGACCCCUUCCCAAAACUCCGGGUUCUACAAGAUAUGCCAAACCUGCUGACGAUGCUUGGAUUGCUGCCCAUACAUACAAAUUUCAAUUGGCUCAGCAGCUUGCAACUGACUUGGCUGUGAAAUAUGGCAUCGAAGUAGGAGUCAAAAAGAUGAAAGUGAAUUUGAGGGGUGAGCGUGCCGAAGCAGCUGCCCGGAAGCUUGGGUUUCUCCCUAAACGGGCACCACGGGGGGCGGCCCCUAUGAAAGUUGAACAUAUCAACAACAGCGUCAGUGUGUGGCUGGAUGAGUUGCAGCAAUAUUCCUUUGUGCCAACCAUGGCUUUCUUAGAGUCGGUGCUAGGACCGAGUUGCAUGGGAGUAGAGCCGCUGGAACAGAACUGCAAAAAGGCACUAUCUGCUGUCAAACACCGUGGAUAUGACAGCGACGCCCAGAAGGUCCUUCAAUUGAUUAUCGAGGAAGUGACAGAACAGACAUAG
Molecule: messenger RNA, 1863 nt
Organism: Seminavis robusta
Lineage: Eukaryota; Bacillariophyta; Bacillariophyceae; Naviculales; Naviculaceae
Source: the annotation of a GenBank genome assembly